AUCAUACCCGUAUGCUUUUCGAACUCAUCCAAGAGGUGAAGGGUCUUAGAACCGACCUGAAAGAUACAAGAAAUGAGAUAAAACAGUUCAAGGAGGAUCUACAAGCGUGCUGCAGUCGAAUAAGUUCAAUCGAGGAAAAGGUUCACGAGGUUGAAAAAAAACUCGAGACAAAAACAUUCGCCAAUGAUCACCUCGAGAGUACGGUAGCCGACCUGAGGUUGCAAUUGAAUGAACGUGACCAAGAGUUGCUGUUAAACGAUAUCGAAAUAGCUGGACUGCCAGAGGAGAGGAGCGAGAACGCCCUUCAUCUCGCCAGCGUUGUCGCUGUAAAGCUUGGGCUAACACUGGAGGAGCGCGACAUCGUGCACGCGGAACGGCGGGGAGCCGUGCGGCGCAACCGUGGCGAGGGCGAGGGCGCGUCGCAGCAGCCGCGACCGCUGGUCGUACGGCUGGCACGCCGCGCGCAGCGCGACGCCAUGCUGCGCGCCGCACGUGUCCGCCGCGGCCUCUCCACUGCUGACAUGAACCUCGCUGGAACGGUCAGGAAAGUUUACGUCAACGAACACCUCACGCGCAACAACCGGCAACUGUUCGGUAAGACCCGCGAGGCUGCUUCCCGUGCACAAUGGAGGUACGUGUGGACAAAAGGUGGACAGGUAUUUACAAGGAAGGAUGAUGGUAAGGUCGUAGAACGCAUUCGCACCGAAGGAGAUAUAAACAAAAUUUUUGGUCAAUAAUUAGUUUGGCUAUAAGCAACGCUAUAAUAAAUUAUAAUAUCACAACACGUAUCUCUUAUAAAUUAUCAGGCAUUUAUUACAUUUAUUUUAUACAUUUAUUCA
Messenger RNA from Papilio machaon (common yellow swallowtail), 839 nucleotides. RefSeq lists its product as uncharacterized. Lineage: Eukaryota; Metazoa; Arthropoda; Insecta; Lepidoptera; Papilionidae. The record is from RefSeq and is a predicted model, not a curated record. The transcript has a single exon. The coding region runs from base 12 to 737 and encodes 241 amino acids.